Cyprinus carpio (common carp) is the source of this 3723-nucleotide messenger RNA. RefSeq names its product cilia and flagella associated protein 92 (putative) (gene cfap92). The transcript has 16 exons. The record is from RefSeq and is a predicted model, not a curated record. Bases 328 to 3723 code for a protein of 1131 amino acids. Lineage: Eukaryota; Metazoa; Chordata; Actinopteri; Cypriniformes; Cyprinidae.
AUACGUUGCAGAAAUAAUCUUUUCCUUUCAGCCGUGCAGUAAGUAAACGCUUUGAAGUGCCGGCGGAGUCGAAUGUCGAUCGUUCACUGUGUAACUGCUGUUGACUGUAGUUACAGUUUCAUGUGCCGCUUGUCAUUUCCUAUUCACCAGCGCGCGCGCUUCAUUAUGUUCGCGCGACUCUGGUUGUCAAGGCGACGCAAAGCAUUCCAUAUAACAAAAGCCAACGUUACAAAGUUCUCCAAUGCUCAUGCGAUCAAUUAAAACAUAAAAGUAGCGCUGAGGAGAAAGGCUGGAAAACUGCUUUCAUUUAUGCAUUUCUAGUUGAUAAUGGAAUGCAGUGACUUAGCAUCACCUGACACAGAGAGAUUUGAUGAAGACAAGAAGAUUCUCAAAAAAUUGUCUUCAAACUCCACACAACUCACAGACCGUGAAUCAAAUGCUGACAAAAGUAAAGAUCCAUAUAUGGAGAUGCCUGAAUCCAGUCCUGAGGAUGAACAAACCAUAACAACAUCUACAACAGACUCCAGCUACUUUGUGACCUGUACAGUCAGCAUUGCAUUAGCUAUCUUGAAAGCAGAGCAUGAGGAGCAUCUGUCCUAUUCUGAGAAAAGAAAAAAAGAGACAAAGAAAGACGUAUCCAGUGAGGUAGUGGAGGCCCCCAGAGCCGAGGGCUAUUAUUGCAUUGAGUACAACAUGCUGCCGGAUGACCCUGAACCAACCAGAGUGGAUCUAGUGAUGUUCGGCGUGGCGGCUAAACUCUACAUGGCGAAUGAGACUAAGGUGCUGAAGCCUUGGCGUGAAGGAAACAAGGUGUGGGUGAGCUGGUCUCAGACUUUAAAACUCAAUGUCACCAAAGAGCUCCUGAUAAAAUUGGCCUCCCAUAAGAUCACUGUGAGAGUAUGGGACAGCAAAGACAAGGUGUCUUUCAAAGCCAGGAAUGACAGACCCAAAGCCUUCAGACUGCCACAGGAGAGGACUGGAGAGGAUCCAGAACAAAUGGGUGGCAUCAGGAAGAUGGUCUGUGAGAUGAGAGAGGUCUAUGAGAAGGAGAACGUAAAAACAAGUAAAUCUAUGAAAAACCACAAAGAUCUGGUAUCAUCAGACUAUAGGAAGCAUUUGGAGCUUCGCUGUGCCACAGCUCCUAGUAAGAGUGGUUUAACAAUAGAAAAGAGCCAAACAUCACCCACUAAGAAGACACUGUUGCAGAAACCCACCCAGGAUACUCCAGAACUCACGGAGGACAAACAGGAAAAGGAGACCGCUUCACUGGAACUCAGCGUCGCUCCUCUCCUUGCAGGGAGUACGAUGCUCUCUGACUGCAUGGGAUUCUGUUCCGGAGGAGUACAAGAGGGAUUCUGGAACAUCACUCUUGAUCAGCCACUUCUAUCCGAGCAGCUAAAAGCUGAACUCAAUCCACUAGUCAUCACAGUUUUAUCAGCUUCUUCUCUGCCAUCAUCUCCCGUUCCUUUCCAUGUACUUAAGGCAAAAUGUCAUUCUGUCUACUGUCAGUACACGUUCCACAACAUGCCUGUUUACAGAACCAAAGGCCAUGAUCACAAUGCUAAUAUCUUCUUCAAGGAUGUGAAUGUGAUUUUUACUGGUCUGUUGAGCCCUGGAAAGCUGUGUGAGUUUCUUAACGGUCCACCCAUGAAGAUCGAAGUCCAUGAUCGGGAUAGAAAAAAGGAAAGACCCUCCAGUACACCAGCUAUAUUUGGGACUGACCCCAAUGAUGCCAAAGAUGAUUUAUGGGUCACGCGUAAUGCAUUAAAAGCAGAUACUGAACUUCAUGAUCCUUAUGGCAUAGCAAAACUAGAUCUCUCAGAUCUUCUUCAAGGAUGCAGAUAUUUAAAGCUUAAAUUGCCCAUAAGGAGUUCUUCUGAGGUUCCCUCAGAUAUUGCAAUGCCAGUGGGUCAUUAUCUUGAAGCUGACACCCAGCUGAAAGUCCAGGUGGAGAUAGCACAUACCCUUCAUCAUGAAGUCGGCGACAGUGAUAGAGAUUGCCCUUUUGGUCGUGUCAUUUAUGUCUUCAAGUAUAACAAUACACCUGUCUUAGCCAAACUGACAUCAGAAAUUCUGCAGAUCAAUGCAGAUGCCUUUCAACUAAAGCAUUAUCCAGAGGAAACAAUUCAAAGGCUCCUGUCUGGUCAUAAAAUAAGAACCAAAGACAGAGAGAACAAAAGGCUGAAUGUUCUCACUGGAUUUCAUAUGAUGGAUAAGGCUCUACACCUUUUUGUUCUGGAAGGAUUCAAGGAUCAAGCAGUCAAAAGACUGUGGACUACAGUGCCUAUAAAGUUGGAUGGUGAUGAGGAGGAACAGGUGACUGCGCUGUAUAACUCAGACUUGAGUUUCUCAGAGCGACUGUAUGACAUGCUUGACGUGGGUCUGAGUCCCGUUUGCCUUGUAAAACCACUUGAGACCAUUUUGAUGGAGCCUCUGGUGUUUAUCAGAAAUACAGUUCCUCAUGCCUGUCUUGAAGCCUUGAAAUGUAUAAGCCACAUCUGCAAAGCCAAGAAGCUUCAAGAAGUAGUGCACCACGACCUGUUCCCAUCAGCCGAUAUGAUUCUAAGCUUAAGCAAGGAGUUUGGAUCAGAUCUCGGGAGAGGAGAGCUAUGGUUGGCAACAGAGACCCAGCAAACUCAGGAUAUACCUGAUUGUCAUAACAUCAGAAAGAGAACUCGCACACCUCUAGACAACUUCAACAGCGAAUACUUCCAAUGGAAAUGGAAUGAGGGUAAUAAUGUGAAGGACUUUAUCCAGGCAAAUAUUGAAGACAUCCACAGGGCGAGUAGCGAUUUACAAAAGUCAAAGCCUAAUGUGUUUUUGGAUAAUAUUAUUGAUGGUCAGACCAUCAAUUACCAUAAUGUUCAAACAACGAAUUCCCCUACUCUACUCUACAGAGAAUUUUCAAAGGACUCCACUUGCAUUAGCUUCUUUUACCCAGGUUUUAAGAGCAGUAUUGAAUCUAACCAGCACCCGAAGCGGCCAGACGAUGCUCGGAUAGAGGAGCUGAGAAAGCCUUGGAGAGAAAACAUUCUACAUGGGAACAAAUUGAAGCCAACGCUUUCCAGAUUCAGGCUGCCAUGGAUCCACAGACAUCAGGAUUUUGAACUUUACUCCAAGCCCCCAUUAGAGUUUGGAGCAGAACUCCCCCUGAGCAUCCAUUUGGCUGGAGAGGCUCUACAUGAGAUACAUGCUCAGUACAACAGGUGGCAGAGGAAGAUGUUGCUCGAUGAGAGCUCUAUAGGAAGUGGAAGAGUUCCCGAGUUCAGAUGUCACAUGAGGAGAGCUGGUCUGGAUAAACUACAAGACAUACUGAAGGACAAGCCCAUGAAAUAUUCUCUGAAGAGGCCAGGAAUGGCUUUAAAACCCAUUCCCGUUAUUUCUGUGGUCCAGCCUUCUGAAAAGACUGGCUCAGCAGAGAGGGAGGCCAAUAUUCCAUUUGCUCCUGGACCCUUUCAGAACCACAGCCUGAACUGGGACAAAAACACAAUUCCAAGAUACUCGUCCCAGUACAGCAAAUUCCACUUCAGAGAUUACUGGAGGCCACAUUCCUUUCUCCACAAGCGAAGUGUUUUACCGCUCACAGAUGAAGAGAAAAGCAAACACUCCUGUCAGAAACCUGCUGAAGCCCCAAAGACAGCUAUGAGAACUGCCCACUUCAAACACAGCAGAAACAUUACAGAGAUGAGAACCAACAAAGACAUCACCUUACAUGUGCAUUAA